Molecule: messenger RNA, 1032 nt
Organism: Pelobates fuscus (common spadefoot toad)
Lineage: Eukaryota; Metazoa; Chordata; Amphibia; Anura; Pelobatidae
Product: WAP four-disulfide core domain protein 5-like
Exons: 4
Coding region: 46-429 (127 amino acids)
Cellular component (GO): extracellular region
Molecular function (GO): serine-type endopeptidase inhibitor activity
Source: RefSeq, a predicted model, not a curated record
GGCCGGGUAGUGACAGACUGGGCUCACACACAGCGUGAGGACAGCAUGAUUUCUUCCAGCCUGAUCGUUCUGGGUCUCAGUCUGUGCUUCCUGGGAGCCAGGGCUACGGAUCCGGCAGAUAAGCCGGGCAGUUGUCCUUUGGAUGUGGAUUACCCACGAUGUGACUCGGUGAAUACAAAGGAGAACGGAUGUCAGAAAGACAGCGACUGCACGGGGGACAGAAAGUGCUGCUUUUCUGGCUGUCAGAAACAGUGCCUCCUGCCUCUGAAAGCUAAGCUGGACCCCUGUCCUUCCUAUGAUCCCUCCAUAUGUGCACGCAUCCGCCUUUUUCCCAGCAACUGCCAUAUGGACAACCAAUGCCAAGGAACUGAAAGAUGUUGCCUCUUCUGCGGUGGUUACUAUUGCAGAAGUAAAAAGACUGAAAACUAAUCUCUAUCCGGUAACGAGUGACGGACGCUGCAUAGCACAUAGCACACUGAUGGCACGCCUCGUGAUCCGUCCUACUAUCUCUCCGCUGGGGAUGGACUGUGUCCCACCACUUCCUGUCCAUUCAUUGCUAAUUACUGUCACUUGAUGUAACUGAUUCCAAUAAAUAGAAAUAUCAUCACUCCAUUGUGAGACCCUGUUUUCUGUGUGGGAUUACAGACAGCACAUAAUGGGAUAUUAGAUACAAACAGAUAUAACAUUUAAGUGCUCUCCACCACCCCACACACUUCCACACCAUCAUGGACUUCUUCAUGGUUAGAAAAGUAGUCUUCUAUAUUAUCUCCAUAAAAAUAUUACCUUUUGGGCUUUCCCACAUAUUGCAUGACAUGCUCAGCUUGGUCAUUCUGUGGCUGAAGUUGGGUUAGGAUUUCAGGAAUCUCAUUUGACCCAAGGUCCAUGGCCAUCACAGUAGUCGUACAUGAAAUAAACCCAUGUAUAAUCAGGUUAUAGAAUCUGUAGAGCAGCUGUCCAUCUCUCUCUGCCAGCUCAGCAUUCUGAAGAAAUCAAGGAAUUAGUAACAUGAAUUGGGAUGACCUGACUGUCCAU